This is a messenger RNA of Aspergillus novofumigatus IBT 16806, 651 nucleotides long. RefSeq lists its product as uncharacterized. Bases 1 to 651 code for a protein of 216 amino acids. The transcript has a single exon. NCBI's taxonomy places the organism in Eukaryota, Fungi, Ascomycota, Eurotiomycetes, Eurotiales, Aspergillaceae. The record is from RefSeq and is a predicted model, not a curated record.
AUGUGGGAUUAUCGGACACUCCGCUUUCUUCCUGAACAGGGUGUGCUGGGAAGUGCGCGGCCACGUGACUGUACUAGAGCAAGCCCAGAACAGCUCAAAGCGCGGAAAACAACAAGAGAAGCCGCUAUUGCAGUGUGGUGGACUGCACAUAGCGUCACUGUCUACUGCCCAUUCUGCCAUAGAACGCAUAACCACGGGAUACGACACUCUGCGAAUGAUGAGGAAUCAGGGCGUUUAAUACUCGGUGAUCGUGGCCAAUACACUUAUCGGGGUCCUUCACUUGAGCAUUGCGAGUCUCGUCGAGCGCAUUGCAACCAUGACAUUCCCGUGGAUGUCGAAUAUACUAUCCUUUUUCCCUUUGAAGCGGACCCAAGGGUAGAGGGGCUUUCCUUUGAGAUCGAGAUACUCUUUCCAAGCCCUCUAAACGAAAGAAGGGAACGAUUUCGCACUAUCGGCCUCGACAUGGAAGGGGAUGCUCCCGCAGGCAAAUCUGCUAUCUAUGAGCCAGAAGAGGAAAGGCAGCUACACACCCGUCUACAGUGCAUGGAGAUAGAGGAAGACGUCGACUUUGAUGUUUUGCUCAAGACUGGUGACAAAGAAUGGACUCAACCGAAAGAUGCAGAAGGUCCAAUAAUAUCCCACACCCCAUAG